GAAUGAGCCCAAAUCCUAGGUAUGUGCCCUGACCAGGAAUUGAACCGUGACCUCUCGGGGCACCAAACGAUGCUCAACCAGCUAAGCCACACCGGCCACAAAUGUAUCCAGCAUUAUAGCAUCAUACAGAGUAUUUCAUGGCCCUGAACGCCCUCUGUGCUCUGCCUGUUCAUCCCUUUCCCCCUCAACCCCUGUGAACCGCUGAUGUUUUUACUGUCCCCAUAGUCUUGCCUUUUUCAGAAUGUGAUAGAGUUGAAAUCACACAUUAGGUAGCCUUUCAGGUGGGCUUCUUUCACUUAGCAAUGUGCAUUUAAGUUUCCUCCAUCUCUUUUCAUGGCUCGGUAGCUCAUUUCUUUUUAGUGAUGGAUAAUAUUCCAUUGUCUUAUGUUCCACAGUUUAUUCAUUUGUUUAAUACCAAAGGAAGUCGGUUGUUCCCUAGUUUUGGCAAAUGUGAAUAAAGCUGCUGUAAACAUCAGCGUGCAGGUUUUUUGCAGACAUGAGUUUUUAACUCAUUUGACUGAAUACCAAGGAGUAGGGUUGCCUCACCUAUGUUUAAUACGCUUUGAGGCACAGACUGACACUAAACAGCCCCCCAGGAAGAGCAUGCUCCAUGCUGGAUGUGCCAGGAGGCCCAGGCCACCUGACAUCACUCAAAGAUGACACAGUCAGCAACACAGAGCAGGGUCUCUCCCAUUCCUGCAGGCUGUGCCUUAUUUCUGAUUUCUCCAGCUUACAGUAUCUUACAGUUGAAAGUCUUAGCUUUAAGCCAAGAUGCGACCACCUGUCAAUCAGAACAGGGAUACAGGGACAAUUUAUGGUUCUGGGGAGCACCUGGCAGUGCUCUAGGAUCCCGACGCAGUUUCUGAGUCACUCGAGGAAGAUCAGAUGUGCUUCCUGGUUGGGAUUCUGACUUUCGGAAGCCCAGCGCUCCUGGUAGGAGGUGAGAUUUAGCAGACGGAGCAGCAUGUUCUGAGUCUAGCGGACAGGAGCGCUGACUGUUCACGGUGACAUACUUACUGAAGUUCAGCAGCCGUGUGAUUAGAAGUGUAGUUGUACUUUUUCUUUAAUCUUUGAAUGCCGGGAAGAAUAAAAGGAGCCUUUAGCCAUGGUUCUCAUUAUGCCAGAGCCUUGCCACGUGCUGGGAGACUGUUCAUGUGUGAUGGUUAUACUAAUGCGAACUGCCACAUGGCCCCGAUUUCCCCUGAUCCCAAGCAGAGUGUGAGAGCUGCCCAGAAAACAUGAGCCCCUCGUGAGAGCAGCCUGGCCCGGGGCUGGUUUAGGACAGGUCCCUAUUUGGGGAUGCUGAAGGCCACCUGGGAGGAUUGAUUGAGGGCAGGUCUGCAUGGGGCGUGUCCCUUGCGCCCUGGAGGUCAGCGAGCCUGCGUGGCCAAGUGGCCAGGUGUUCCCCGGGUGAAGAAGGGGUUGGUGUCUGUGAAGUCCUGACCUGGGUAAGCUGCCCAGGGGGGCGGCUGUGUGGGGAUUACCCAGGUGUUGGUUUUGUGAAACUAAGUCAGGUGCGACCCACAGCUUCUGCCUGUUGACGCAACACCCUCUGAUUCUAAUUGGCAGCUAGGUCUGGGAACUGCUAGGCAAGGGGACCCCUUCGGAGAGUCUUGAACCUGUGUCUGUGGAUAGUUCCUGUGUGAACCCAAGUCCAGUAAGGACCCAGCAGGGGGCCAUUCCACUGGAUACCUGUGACAGGUGUGCCCUGGAGAGGGCAUCUGCAGGAAGGCGCAGUUGUUGAGGCUGAGGUUACAGAAGGGCCCCCAGCCUGCCCUUCAGAGAGGCCCGGAGUGUAGACAAGACUUUUGUGGGGCCUGGGGCUGUAGAAGUAAUUCUUUAAAUGUUCCAGAAGAGGGGCCACUUCCUGUUUGCUGGCUGCUAGUGGCCUGGCCUGUGUAGUGGGAGCCAGAGGCGACCAGAAAGCCCAUGCCCCCCACUUCCUUCCUUGGACCCACCUGGAGGACCUGAGAGACACCCACUGCAGGCAGAGCCGUCCACGGUGCUAUCUCUGUUCCACACGCGGCAACGUAAUUCACUGGCCCCCAAACUGGAAAGUUGCAAAAGAAGAAAUGGGAGGGAAGGACAUAACUUGGCAAGAUGAGCACUCUGCCCCUUUCUCCUGGGAAACAAGGAGCCAGAUGGAGUUUAGCGUCUCCUCUUUAUGCAUCCAGGAGCCAAGCAGCGGCCCCGCCGGCGAGCCCAGGCUGCCGUCCAAAGCCGCUCCGGGCUCGCAGGCCCUUCGGCCCCCCCAGGGCAGCAAGCCCCCUGGCCUGGAUGCCCCGGGCCCCGCCCGGAGGGAAGAGGAAGCCACCUUCUGGAAGAUCAACGCCGAGCGGUCACGCGGGGAGGGCCCGGAGGCCGAGUUCCAGUCGCUGACCCCCAGCCAGAUCAAGUCCAUGGAGAAAGGUGAAAAGGUCCUGCCAGCCUGUCACAGGCCGGACCCUGCCCCGAAGGACAAGGAGCCCAAGGCCGAGAGGCCCGGCCCCCUCCGCCAGGAGCCG
Miniopterus natalensis is the source of this 2504-nucleotide messenger RNA. The record is from RefSeq and is a predicted model, not a curated record. Lineage: Eukaryota; Metazoa; Chordata; Mammalia; Chiroptera; Miniopteridae.